Messenger RNA from Aphidius gifuensis, 1078 nucleotides. It is a transcript of the gene Yip1d1, whose product is annotated as protein YIPF5. The transcript has 2 exons. Gene Ontology annotation, cellular component: trans-Golgi network. The record is from RefSeq and is a predicted model, not a curated record. NCBI's taxonomy places the organism in Eukaryota, Metazoa, Arthropoda, Insecta, Hymenoptera, Braconidae. Bases 123 to 908 code for a protein of 261 amino acids. Gene Ontology annotation, biological process: endoplasmic reticulum to Golgi vesicle-mediated transport; vesicle fusion with Golgi apparatus.
AAUUUUUGUCGCGGUGUCAAACUGUCAUAUAUUUUUAGCCAGACCAUUUGUUGUUGUUUAAAAAUAAAAUAUAAAUAAAUUAUAUAAUUAAUAUAUUUUGUUGAUUUAUAAAUACAAAAAUAAUGUCUGGUUAUACUGGACAAGAUAAUUAUUGGUCACCACCACCACAACAAAAUCAAUUUAACAAUGAACCAAUUGGUUUUGGUCAACCUAACCAACAAUUUGAAUUUCAUAAUUAUACCAAUGAUCAAAAUAAUGAUUAUUCAGGAUAUUCACAACAACCAUAUUUAGAUCCAACACAAAAUAGUUAUGCUGGUAAUAUAACAUAUGCAGCAGCUGAUUUUGAAAACGUUCCUGAAUUUGGAAGUGAAGAAGAUGAACCACCAUUAUUGGAAGAACUUGGAAUUGAUCCAGACAGAAUAAUACAAAAAACAUUGGCUGUAUUAAAUCCAUUUCAUCGUCGUGGACAAAUUGAUGAUGCAAAUUAUCUUAUGCAAGAUACUGAUUUAGCUGGUCCAGGUGUAUUUUGUUUAGUUCUUGCUGGAUUUUUAUUAUUAUCUGGUUCAAAAGCACAUUUUGGAUAUAUAUAUGGACUUGCAAUGACAUCAUGUUUUCUCAUGUAUUUACUACAGUCAUUAAUGAGUAGUACUGGAAAUAUAACAAUUUUCUCAGUAGCAUCAGUACUUGGUUAUUGUUUAUUGCCAGUUGUUGCACUUGCUGGACUUGGUAUAUUUACAACUCUCAAAGGACCAAUUGGAAUGAUACUUGCUGCAAUGGCUGUUUUAUGGGCAACAUUAUCAGCAUCAAGAUUAUUUUCAGCAUUAUCUGGAGAAGAAAAACAAAAAAUUCUUAUUGCUUAUCCAUGUUUUCUUCUUUAUGGAGUCUUCACAUUGAUAGUUAUUUUUUAGUUUUUCAUUUAUCGUUUUUUUUUUUUUUAAUUAAAAUAUUAAUAAUUAUAUAAUAUUAUUUAAAUUUUUUCAUUCACAUAUUUGUAUCAAUUAUUUUUUGAAAUGAUGUACGUGAUAUAUUACAUAUGCAUAUAUUCAACUUGUAAAUAAAUGCAAAGAACAUAUUAAAU